Molecule: messenger RNA, 825 nt
Organism: Oryza sativa Japonica Group (Japanese rice)
Lineage: Eukaryota; Viridiplantae; Streptophyta; Magnoliopsida; Poales; Poaceae
Source: RefSeq, a predicted model, not a curated record
AUGGCCGAGAAGCCGCCACCAUCGCCGUCUUCGGCUAGCCCAGGUUCUGUUAAAGAGAAGAUCCAGCAAUUAGACCUAUCUGAGGUUAAUGAGGGCAACGUCAUGACCAUCACUCUGGACAAAUUGACACCUGAUCAGAAGGAGUUUGAAGCAAUGAUGCAGCAAGCACGGAACCAGUUCUUGAACUCAUUCAUGCAGACCCGCAAGGGAACAGUGGUGCAAAAGUAUCAGGUGCGAGUAGUGGCUGAUGUCCCCGGGACCGGUUCUUCCAAGGAUGGGGAGAUGAAACAAGCCUUAGGUGGCUCGGCUCAACCGAGCAACAAAGGUGCUACAAAUGGAUCGGCUCAGGAGAAUCAGGGUGACCACUCUCAAGGAGUACAUGGAGUUCAAGGUCAGCUGGUUAAUCCUCGGCAGUUGAUGAGAGAGAACCCACAGCAUAGUGGGCAGGUUGCGAAUCGGCUAACGCAGGAUCAGGUUGCUACCAUGUUUCUACCACUUCAACCUACUGUUGAUCUAGUCCAGCAGCAGCCGAUUCAACAAACACCCCCAAUCCAACAGGUCGUACAACCAAUUCAGCAACAGGUUGUGCAGUCAGUUGAACAAACGCCACCAAGGCAGCAGAUUGUACAUCCGAUUCAGCAGACGCCAUCAAGACAGCAGACUAUCCAACCGAUUCACCAGCAAGGCUUGAUGAAUCCAUCGGCUGGGCAACAUACUCUGAAUCAGGUUGUUCCAGAGCAUUUGGUCCAUCACGUGCAGCUGGAUCAUACGGUAGUACCUCAGAUUGUCCCUGAGCACUUGGUACGAAAUAUUCAGCCAAACUAG